CCCUCCAGAUGGGAGACACAAGUUGAGUUCAACAAGGAAACAUGAAGACGUUCACACUGAGUUUUCUCCUGAGCCUUUCGGCUGCAGUGUUCUGCAUGCCGGUGUCGCAGCCCACACAGCAGGAUGAGAAGUUUGCAGAGAACUAUCUGAAGAGAUUUUUCAACCUGACAGAGGAAAGAGGUCCAACGUUCAGAAGUGGCAUCAGCUCAGUGUCUAAGAAGCUGAUGGAGAUGCAAAAAUUCUUUGGCCUUCAGAUCACAGGGAACCUGGAUGCUGACACCUUGGCCAUGAUGAAGAAGCCACGCUGUGGUGUCCCAGACGUAAAAGUUUCUCGGUUCUCCACUUUUGGAAACAAUCUGAAAUGGAACAAGAAUGACCUCACAUACAGGAUAGAGAACUACACACCAGACAUGUCUGCAGCAGAGGUAGAUGAAUCCAUAGAGAAAGCUCUUCAGGUUUGGGCCAAAGUUACUCCCCUCAGAUUCACAAGGAUUUACAGUGGCAUAGCAGACAUCAUGAUCUCCUUUGGUCGUGGUGAACAUGGUGAUUUUUACCCCUUUGACGGCCCUGACGGUACUCUUGCCCAUGCUUUUCCUCCUUCUUCUGGUAUCGGAGGAGACGCCCAUUUUGAUGAAGAUGAGACCUUCACCUUCCGCACUAACAAAGGCUACGUCCUCUUCCUGGUUGCAGCCCAUGAGUUCGGACACUCUCUGGGUUUGUCCCACUCUAACGACCCUGGUGCUCUCAUGGCCCCUGUGUACUCGUACAAAAACCCAGACACGUUUGUUCUGCCACAAGAUGAUGUCAGAGGCAUCCAGUCGCUUUAUGGCAAAAAUGAGGAUCCAAUUCCUCCUGGACCAACUGCUCCCCCCACUCCUGAUGCCUGUGAUUCCUCCCUGGUCUUGGAUGCUGUUGCCACACUACGAGGAGAGAUGCUGUUCUUCAAGAACGGAUUCUUCUGGCGUAUCCACCCCCAGAGUAACAUCCCUGAGCAAACUCUCAUAGCAAACUUCUGGCCCGACGCCCCUGACAGUGUUGAUGCUGCUUACGAGAGUCAGCAGUCAGACAGAGUCUUUCUCUUUAAAGGUCGUCAAGUUUGGGCGUUCAGUGGCUAUGAUCUGGUACGCGAUUAUCCCAAAUCGAUUUCCAGCUUCGGUUUGCCAAAGGACAUCAAGAAAGUCGAUGCGGCCCUCAAUGACCCAGAGACUGGAAAGACUCUGUUCUUCGUUGACAGCAAUUACUACAGCUAUGAUGAGACUACAAAGGCGAUGGACUCAGGAUUCCCAAAGCAAGUUGAUGAAACCUUCUCUGGAAUGACCAGGAAGGUGACAGCAGCUUUACAGAACAGAGGUUACACCUACCUCUACAGUGGUCCCUACAUGUACGAGUUCAGCUCAAGGACGGGGCAGAUGCUGCGUCUGCUGAGAAACAGCUACUUCCUGCCCUGCAACAACUACUAGAUCAGCUUUUGAAGAAAACCAAGGAAGGUUCAAUUAACGUCAAAAUUGCAUCCAUAAUUUAUAAUAAUAAUAAUAAUAGGACCUAUUUAUUUUGUUGUGUUGUCAUGUAGUUUCAGGAAAAUAAUGAACCUUUCUGCUAAGUGUAUGUUUUUUUUAAUGUUUAUUUAUAAUGUUAAUGUAUUCUGGGUUUUAUGCCAAAAAUGGUUUUUUAAGUUAUUCUAACUUUAUUUUUAUUAUAAUUUAUUAAGAUUAUUGGACAGUCCCUUUUUUGUGUUAUUUGCUUUUUAUAAGUUAAUUUAUUACAUUCGUUGUACAAAUGUGGGCCUUUUGACUGCCUCAACAAAGUAAUAUUACAAAUAGAAUUACAUAAUAAAAAAUGCAGUUUUGUGUAUUUUUGUAAAUUCAGUUAUUAUCAUUUGAAACCAACCAAUUUCUUCAUGAAAAGCACAUGACCAUGCAUCAACUAUAACGUUGAUCCCCUGACAUGUUAUACCCAAAAUUAGUUUUUACAUGUUUUCAUUCACCAGGUCAUCUAAAUGAAAUAAAUGUGUUAUGAUCAAAUA
Messenger RNA from Xiphophorus hellerii (green swordtail), 2023 nucleotides. Its product is annotated as collagenase 3-like. Lineage: Eukaryota; Metazoa; Chordata; Actinopteri; Cyprinodontiformes; Poeciliidae. The transcript has 10 exons. Gene Ontology annotation, molecular function: metalloendopeptidase activity; zinc ion binding. The record is from RefSeq and is a predicted model, not a curated record. Gene Ontology annotation, biological process: proteolysis; collagen catabolic process; extracellular matrix organization. Bases 42 to 1460 code for a protein of 472 amino acids. Gene Ontology annotation, cellular component: extracellular matrix.